This is a messenger RNA of Dicrocoelium dendriticum, 915 nucleotides long. Lineage: Eukaryota; Metazoa; Platyhelminthes; Trematoda; Plagiorchiida; Dicrocoeliidae. The record is from the annotation of a GenBank genome assembly.
AGCACCUUCGGUAGGGAACUGUUAGCUAUCUACCUAGGUAUCAGACAUUUCCGUCACUACCUCGAAGGUCGACAUUUCACCGUCUUCACCGACCACAAGCCAUUGAUCUACGCAAUCAAUGGCGCAACAGACAAGUACUCGCCGCGGGAAACUAGACACCUAGACUACGUUUCUCAGUUUACGACAGACGUACGUCAUGUCUCAGGUGCUCUUAAUCCCGUCGCGGAUGCGCUUUCACGCAUUCAGCAGAUCAGCUUAUCGCCUGGCACCAACAUUGAUCUAGACGCUAUGGCUGCUGCCCAACAAGCUGAUCCCGACACAGACAAACUACGACGCAACACCUCGUUAAAACUACGUGAAGUCCCACUAGCUUCAUCUGAGGGGACCAUUCUUUGUGACGUCUCACAAACUUCUCCCCGACCCGUAGUUCCUACCUCAAUGCGUCGACUAGUUUUCAAUGCUUUACACAACCUGUCUCAUCCCGGCAUACGUGCUUCGCAGAAGCUCGUAACGGAACGCUUCAUAUGGCCCAACGUCAAUCGCGAUGUCCGCCUUUGGGCACGCGCAUGCUUAGGGUGUCAGCGCGCCAAGGUCUACAGACACACCAAAAGCCCACUUGGCGUCUUUCCUGCUCCUGACGCUCGUUUUGCACACGUCCAUGUCGACCUGGUCGGACCUUUGCCUCCAUGCAAAGGCUACGUGUACCUACUCACCUGUGUCGACCGAUUCACUCGUUGGCCAGAGGCGAUUCCGUUAGUCAACUGCUCAUCUGAAACAGUUGCACAAGCUUUCUUAGAACGCUGGGUAGCUCAGUUCGGUUGCCCAAGCGUAGUCAUCACUGACAGAGGAUCACACUUUGACGGAUCCUUCAGCAAAUUGCUCAACGUUCUUGGUUGCCAACAUAACCGAACCACC